Syzygium oleosum is the source of this 1956-nucleotide messenger RNA. RefSeq lists its product as uncharacterized. Gene Ontology annotation, molecular function: 23S rRNA (adenine(1618)-N(6))-methyltransferase activity. The transcript has 8 exons. NCBI's taxonomy places the organism in Eukaryota, Viridiplantae, Streptophyta, Magnoliopsida, Myrtales, Myrtaceae. The record is from RefSeq and is a predicted model, not a curated record. The coding region runs from base 17 to 1600 and encodes 527 amino acids. Gene Ontology annotation, biological process: rRNA base methylation. Gene Ontology annotation, cellular component: nucleus.
AGUUUUGUUUGUUUCAAUGGCGAAGGAGGAUGUAUGUCGGCGAUGGAGACUUGAAGCCGGAAGUGACCCUUUCGAGCCGAAGAAGAUGAAGAACAAGAAGCGGAGGAGGGAGCAGCCCCGACCCACGAUCCACCCCAGGAACAAGUACUCCGAGAACCCGCCGGAUUUCGCGCUCCUGGCCUCCCUCUACCCUUCCUUCCGCCCCUUCGUCUCCUACGGCGGCCGCGGGGGCGGCCGACCCAGGAUCGACUGGACCGACUUCAACGCCUCCCGCGAGCUCACCCGGGUCCUGCUCCUCCACGACCACGGCCUCGACUGGUGGAUUCCUGAUGGACAACUUUGCCCUACGGUGCCCAAUAGAUCCAAUUACAUCCACUGGAUUGAAGACCUUCUUUCAUCUGAAAUUAUUCCUAAGAUUAAUAACAAUGCCGAUAAUAUUAGGGGAUUUGACAUAGGAACUGGAGCAAACUGCAUAUAUCCUCUUCUUGGUGCAUCUCUUUUGGGGUGGAGCUUCGUCGGGUCAGAUGUGACGGAUGUGGCAUUAGAGUGGGCAGAGCGAAAUGUUAAAACUAAUCCACAAAUUACAGACCUAAUAGAAAUUAGAAAGGUCGACACCUGUAUGGAUGCUUUUCUUGGGGAAGAUUCUUCUAAGGACGAUCUCCUAAGCUAUGGAAGCAAAACAAAUCCUAGCAACGGCACAGGUAGAGAGUCAGUGCCCGUAUCUUCUUCUACACGUGAUGAUGCAGUUGAGGAGAACAAUUAUUCAGGACCACCUAUCCUAUUUGGUGUGGUCAGGGAUGGUGAGACAUUUGACUUCUGCAUGUGCAAUCCUCCAUUUUUUGAGUCAAUGGAGGAAGCAGGUCUGAACCCGAGAACUUCAUGUGGUGGGACUCCCCAAGAGAUGGUUUGUCCUGGUGGGGAGAAGGCUUUCAUCACACGCAUUAUUGAGGAUAGUAUUAGACUGAAGCAGUCAUUUCGAUGGUAUACUUCAAUGGUCGGUAGGAAAUCAAACCUCAAAUCCCUAAUUGCAAAGCUACGAGAGGCUGGGGUCACCAUUGUGAAGACAACUGAAUUUGUGCAGGGACAAACAUGUCGAUGGGGAAUUGCUUGGUCUUUUCUACCUCCUGCCAGGAAGAUAAUUUCACCUUAUGUGGCUGAGAAAAGCAAUCUGUCUUUUAUUCUUGAGGGCCUUCAACGUCAGUUUGGUGCCAUACAUGUCUUGCAAUCAGUUGAAUCCUUUUUCCAUGAAACUGGCGCAUCCUGUAAAUUGAAUGUCAGUUCAUUUUCUGCCGAUAUUACUGCAUCAAAUGAUCAUCUAAAAGGAAUUUUGAGGAAUAAGGAAGGGCUUCUUCAGGAAUCUUUUGGUGGCAAUUGUGAGGAAGAGCCACCUAGUUGCUCAGACACUAUGCCGUGUCCUUCAGAUGACUUAAGUUUCCGUAUAACAGUAUUUCAGCAAAUUCCCGGCACCCUGCUAGUGAAAGGAUCAUUACAGCGUAAAGAUGGCUCAAUUGCAGGAGUUUUUUCAUCCAUCUUCCAGCGGUUAGAGGAAGUCCUGAAGCAAAAUUUUUGUAGAGAGAAGGCUUCUGUCCCUAUUUCUUAGCAGGAUACAUGCCAUCAAACUCGCACCUACAUCCGAUGCAAGCAUCAAUGCAUAUUCUGCUAGAAGAAAUACCGUGCUUAGCAUCCCUGGCAGAAAAACUCGCUCUGAGGACCUUAUUGCAGCUCAUGAGCAUCCCCGCAAGAUAGAACCUUUUGACCUGUGGGUCGAAGUAGGAAACUUAUUGUGCUUAGCUGCUUCUAUCUUUGAGUUUCCAUUGAUGCCUGCUUUUCCAGAACCUUGGUCUAGUUACAUUUCCAAUGCAAUUUGCUAGUAUGACUUGAGUUCUUUUUCUACAAUUUGAUGAGAGUCAAUGUAAGGAUAUGAGUUCGGUAUGGCAUCAUCCAUUAUUAAGGUUA